CCGGCUUGCGUUCCUCACCGUCUCCAAGUCGGCUCUGGUCGAUUCGUGCGCUCAAGCCAACUCACUGUCUUCCUACACUAUCUGUGUAUUUUGUAGCUCGUCGGCGCCAUGGAUGACGAAACAGCAGAGAUUGAACUGCUGGAGCAGAACCUCAAUAAGACGCAUCAGGUAUCACAGAGGAUGACUUCGAUACUCUCCAGCUUCGACACUCGCCUUGUGAAACUCGAGAAGUCCAUUCUGCCACUGUACACUUCCACCCAACAGCUCACCAGACGAGCGAAGAACAUCGAGAGUGCGCUCAUGAAGAUCGACGAGAUUGCCAGCUACCAGGAAGGUAUUGCUGCUGAGGAAGCUCUGAUUCUGCGCGGCCCACAACAAGGGCAAUUGCAGGAUUAUAUAGAGGUUAUGCAGCGCAUGAACGUGACCAUUGCGUUCGGCGCCACCGAUGGCGGUGCUCGCGAAACCGCACGCCUCAUCGAGACCGGCGCGAGGAAGCUCAUCCAUCUCUACACCAAGCUUGUCGCAGAGGGCUCCUCCGGGACGCCCGUCAACGGCCCCGAGUUUGAGCCUAUCCCCUUCCCGCCCGCCGUCCUUGCCUCGCUACAUCCGCUCGUCGACUUCCUCCGCAGACUACCCCUCCCGUCGACGCACCCGUCGCACCCCGCUGCGCCUGCGAUCCAGGCGGCACUCAAGGAGGCACAGAAGGGCUACGGCGACAUGCGCGGUGCAUGGUCGAAGAAAUGUCUCGAGGUGUACGGAAAACGCGUGUCGGAACGCGCGAGUAGCGUCGACGGGCUGGUGGCGGGGCACGAUUUUGAGAAGUUGGUGCAGAAUAUCAUGGACGUUGCCGAGGAUGAGUAUCACCUCCUAACCGAGCUCGCACCUCUCAUCGCUCCCGCAAUGAUCGCCUCGACAUACACCACUCUGCUCAACCCGCUCAUUUCCCUUUUCUCCAACACUCUUUCGUCCCUGAGCACACUGAUCAAGCGCUCGCUGCAUAGAUACACGCUGCAUGCGCUCGCACUGUACACUGCGCUUAAUGGCGCUCAAAGUCGCUGGGACGAAGUUGUGUGGCGGCCCGCGGGGCGCAAGGAGAACGAGCUAAAGGAUGGGGUGCAGACGAUCAGGGGCCUCUGCCAGCGUAGCUUUCCCGAAUUCCUUGCGGACAUUAAGAUGGCGGCGAGCAGCAGCCAGGGCGAGUUGAGCACAGGUGUGAUUGAUAUCACGAUAUCGACCGUAGAAUAUCUGGAGCGGCUGCCUGAGGUGCGCGGCGCUGUGGGCCCAAUGUUGCUCUCGCUCGGCGAUGGCAACUGGAAGAUGGGCGAAGGCGCACAGGUCGGAAAGAAAGCUCCGAGGACAACAGAGAUUAACGAGCAGACCAUCCUGGAGCAUUUUACUUUCGACAUUGUCAAUAUGAUCGUCAACACGCUUCAGGCGCUGUCCAAGUCGAACAAGCGGCCCGCGUUCGGAUCCAUCUUUCUGCUCAACAAUGUCUCGUACCUUCUCACUCGCCUUCUGCUCAAGCCGAAGCACCCGGAAAUCUCCGGGCUGCUCUCCAAACCAGCGCAGGACAUUCUGCGGUCAAACUUCCGCACGGCGAAGGCCGCCUAUUUCGACUCGAACUUUUCGCCGCUCCUACAGACGCUCGGAGAUGACCGCGACAAGAGCAAGAGUGCGACGAAGGAGAAGUUCACUCGGUUCUUUGACUUGUUUGACGAGGUUGCGGAGCGUCAUCAUUUGGCGAGGGUGCUGCAUGAUGACGAUCAGGGGAGAGAGACUGUUGCGGAUGAGGCAGUCAAGUUGGUCGUGCCGUCGUUGCAGAAGUUCAUACAGAAGAAUCUCGGCAAGGAAUUUAGCAAGAAUCCGAAGAAAUACAUCAAGAUGUCAGCAGAAGAAGUCGAGUCCCUGAUCAAGAGCUUCUAUCUUGAUCGAGACAACACCGUUCCUCCUCCGGCGGAGCGAGCAACAAACAAUCUGCUCAUUCAAGCUGGCUGGAGCCGCUAGCGAAUGGCACGCGGAGACAUAUACCCGAGCUGUGUUGUGCGUUGCGCACGGCAGUCCGAUCGACCGGCCGUAAUUUAUUGUCGUGGUUUGUUCGCUAAGACAAUGCGGAUUGUAAUGUUAUAGCAUUUUGGACGGGA
Molecule: messenger RNA, 2141 nt
Organism: Laetiporus sulphureus 93-53
Lineage: Eukaryota; Fungi; Basidiomycota; Agaricomycetes; Polyporales; Laetiporaceae
Exons: 12
Coding region: 109-2004 (631 amino acids)
Biological process (GO): exocytosis
Cellular component (GO): exocyst
Molecular function (GO): phosphatidylinositol-4,5-bisphosphate binding
Source: RefSeq, a predicted model, not a curated record